This is a messenger RNA of Struthio camelus australis, 1980 nucleotides long. It is a transcript of the gene BFSP1, whose product is annotated as beaded filament structural protein 1. The record is from RefSeq and is a predicted model, not a curated record. Gene Ontology annotation, molecular function: structural constituent of eye lens. Gene Ontology annotation, biological process: lens fiber cell development. Gene Ontology annotation, cellular component: intermediate filament; cytoplasm. NCBI's taxonomy places the organism in Eukaryota, Metazoa, Chordata, Aves, Struthioniformes, Struthionidae.
AUGUACAGAAGCAGUUUCCUUCGCGAAGUGCGCAAGGAGAAAUACGAGCGGUCAGAUGCCUAUGAUGAGCUGCGAGGAACCCCCGAAUUUGAUAGCUUGGCCCAGGCCCAGGGCCUGGAGAACCUGCAGGAGCUCAACGAGCGGUUUGCCAGCUACAUCAACCGGGCCCGCGUGCUCGAGCAGCGCAACACCAUCCUACGGAAGCAGCUGGAGACUUUUCAGCGCAUGGAUGAGCUAGUGGGCUUGGAUGAGGCCUUUGCUGGGCAGAUUGAGUUCAACCGUCAGCGUAUGCGGGAGCUGUCGUCCGACCGAGCCAAACUGGAGCGCGAGGAGAAGGACGCCCAGCGCAUGCUUGAUGAGUACAGCAACAAGUAUAAAAAUGAAUGUGAGUAUCAGCAGAGGCUAAAAGAAACGCUUCAACGCCUUAAUAAGGAAGCUGAUGAAGCAUUGCUGUGCAACCUGGAACUGCAGAUUGAAUCCCAGUUCCUGCAGGAUGACAUUAAUGCCACAAAGGAUAGAUACAAGAAGAAUCUUAUGGAAAUCCAGACCUACGUCAAUGUUUUACAGCAGAUCAUCCAGACAACCCCUCGUGUGUCCCCUAUAACCGCUGGCAUAGCUGAGGAAAAACUGGUAGCUGAGCGGAGAAUCCCCAUUCUGCAGAGUCAGCUGGAGGAAUACAAGAGCAUUCUUUGCCAGCUACAGACACAGAAAUAUAAACUGCAGACAGAGACAACCAUGCUGGAGCAAGUGAUUAAAAACACCCAGGAGAGUUAUGAUGAUGAAAUUCAGCUCUACAAUGAGCAGAUUGAAAACCUUAGGAAGGGGAUAGAAGAUGCCGAAAGGAUCUUGGAAAAGUACACAACUGACUGUCGCCAGUUGGCAGUCUAUCAGCAGUCCCUAGAGAAUGAGCUGGAACGGUACAAACGUAUCAUUGAGAACGAGGACAGCCGGUUAAAUUCCGCCAUAGCAGGAACUCCAGUCACGCUCUUCACGCAGAUCUAUAGACCUGUCCAGCCUCAAGCUCCAAGGGGAAGAGAUAUCACCCAGGCUAUGCAAGAUAUUGCCAGUGCAAAGCCCAGACAAAAAGCUCUGAUAAAGAAAAUUUCCAGGAGAAAGGAGAUCACAUCUAAAGAUAUAACUGAUGGUCUCUCACCUGAAAAAAUGCACGAAGGAACUCUGGAAGGUUUUGACCAAGAUCAGCUAGAUUUUAAGCACGAAAGCACAGUCAUAUGUGAACCUGGGUGGGAAGGAUUCGAAUCUGAUGAAAAAGAAAAGGUUCCAGAGGAUAUACCUGAUGGAGCCAAGAUAAGCAAAGCCUUUGAUAAAUUGUGUAACAUUGUGAGGGAGAAAAUAAAAGUCUACAAGAAACCAGAGCCUAAACCUGAUUCCUACGCCAAAGGGCGUUACGUGCUGGUAACAGAGGAAGAACGUUAUAAAGAGCCUUGCAUCUUGCCUUCCGCCGUCCCAGCUGUGGGAGGGAUCAUAGUUUCCACCAGCAAUGGGAAGGUAACAAUCAGUGGUGAUGUGGUGCCAAUACCGGAGCUGCCAGAACCCACCGAACCAUCAGAAAAAGAGAAAGAGGGUGUCUGUGAAAGAAGGGAAGAGUUUGAAUACCCAGAAAAACUGAAAGAAGAAGAGAAAGAAGAAGUGCUUGAAUGGGGCAAAAAACCAACAGGAAAAACUGAGCCACCCCCAAAGUAUCCAGACAUCUGUGAGCCUGAGACAGUCCCUUCCCCUAGUCUAAUAAGCGUAACAGAGCCAGGAGUCCUUCAAGAGGCAGAGUACGACAAAGAUAAGGAAGACCUUUUGUUCAGGGAACCAAGUUUGCCCAGUUCCCUGAGCUACGAGAAGGUGGAAGUGGUGGAGUCCAUUGAGAAAUUUUCAGACGAUAGAAUUCAGACGUAUGAAGAGACAGCAAUGAUUGUGGAGACGAUGAUAGAGAAGACGAGCAAGAAGAAGCCAGGUGACAAAGGCUCUUAA